This is a messenger RNA of Entrophospora sp. SA101, 1155 nucleotides long. NCBI's taxonomy places the organism in Eukaryota, Fungi, Glomeromycota, Glomeromycetes, Entrophosporales, Entrophosporaceae. The record is from the annotation of a GenBank genome assembly.
AUGUCAAAUCCAAAAUUUCCAUCAAAUUGUCCAAUGCAUAAUGAAAAACCAGAUGGCACAACAAAAAAUGAUAAUAAAUCAUCAUGUCCAAUAACGCAUUCAGGCGACGCACUCUCGCCUGAAAAUCAAAUACCAACAAACCUUGGUCAUUUACCGGCGCCAGGUCAGCAAAUACCAUUACCGACUCAUCGUCUCACAUCUUCAAUCCCAAAAGCUUAUAGUGCAGAAUAUUGGGAAUACCCAUCACCACAACAAUUUUAUAACGCUUUAGUAAGAAAAGGAUGGGAGACUCCGGAGGAUAGUGUUGAGACAAUGGUUGAUAUACAUAAUUUUUUGAAUGAAGCUGCUUGGAACGAAAUACUUAAAUGGGAAAGUACGAAAAAAUGUAAAUGUGGUGAUCCAAAAUUGUUAAGAUUUCGUGGUAGACCACACGAAUUAAGUCCCAAAGCUAGAAUGUUACAAUGGGCAGGGAAGAUAUUUUCAUUCAUGGGAACGCCACCGCCAUUUGAUCGUCAUGAUUGGACUAUUGAUAGAUGCGGUAAGGAAGUGCGGUAUGUGAUUGAUUAUUACUCUGGACCUGAUGAAGGAGAUACUCCUAUAUUCUAUUUGGAUGUUAGACCAGCUUUAGAUUCAAUAGAAAACAACAAAGAAAAACAAAAACUUAAUAAUCUAAGAAAAACCUUUCAGCCUUUAAAUAAACUACGCAAAAGAGAACUCAGAAAAUUCAUCCAAAACACUAACACCUAUCAGUAUAACAAUAAUAGCAGUGUCAACAAUAAAUCGGCAAGUAUAUCUACUUCACCAUCUCACUUCACUCAACCAAUUACAUAUUAUGGUAAAUCGAUAAAGUCCAGAAUACCAACAACUGACCUAGCAAGUUUAAAAAAAGAAUUACAAUCAAUCAAUUCCUCAUCCUUAAUAAAAAGAAGAAAUUUUGGUACUUUAUUUAAUGAGGUGGAGGGAGAUCGUGAAGAGAUUGAGUUGAGUAUGAAAGAGAUACGAGAAGGUUUUUCCAAGCGCGAUGAAUCGAUAAUGGACAUGGAACCAAGAAGAUCUAUUAAUUUAAAACCUUUGAAAAGCGGUUCCUCUGGUUCUAAUACAUCUAGAGUAUCAAGUUCUCAUACACAAAGAUCAAAUAGCCCUACUAAAUUGUAA